AUGCCUCCAAGGAAAUCCAAGGCCCCCUCGGCAGCGCAGCUGGUACCUCCAAGGAAAAAAUCCAAGGCCCCCUCGGCAGCGCAGCUGACCGUGGAGCUCAAUGCAAUGAGGGAGAAGUUUGAGGCGGAAAAGGAAGAGAGCGCCCUGAGAAUCAGGCUCCUCGAGGGACAGCUGGAACGGGGAAAUGAGUCGUCCUCGUCCAAGCGUAAACGCCGUAAUGUUUCUGUGUCGUCGUCGUCUUCAUCUUCUUCGUCAUCAUCUUCUUCAUCGUCCUCGUCAUCAGAUUCGUCUGACUCGUCGGAUGACUCCCGCCGGAAAAGAAAAACCAAAAAAUUCAAAAAAUCGAAGAAGUCGCGAAGAUCCUCCACCUCGAUGUCAGCGCGAAAGUGGAAGACAAGGUCUUAUGAAGUGCAGCACGGCCUGAAUGAGCAGCUGCAACGCCAACUCAAGAAGACCAGGCGGGACCUGCGGAAGCUGAAGGGUGGCCGAAGUCUCUCUAAGAGGCUCAGAAGAGAAAAUAAGCCUGCUGUUGUUGCACCAAUUCAUUCCGAUGAAGAAAGAGAUGUUGAUUCUUAUUUGAUGGAGGCUGAUGGUGGGUGGGAUGUGCGUGAAGUUGGUGUUCAAGAUGUUCAA
This is a messenger RNA of Sycon ciliatum, 633 nucleotides long. RefSeq lists its product as uncharacterized. The annotation marks the transcript as partial. NCBI's taxonomy places the organism in Eukaryota, Metazoa, Porifera, Calcarea, Leucosolenida, Sycettidae. The transcript is spliced from 2 exons. The record is from RefSeq and is a predicted model, not a curated record.